CAGCCGGCUCGUUUUGAAAAAGUCAUCUGAUUUGAGGCGGAGGGAAAGUUCAAAAACUUGUAGCGACGGCAACAGUAAAAACAUCACGGAGCAGCGAGCAACAAUGAUCCGACAAGCGAAGUGUAAAACGCCCCGCAAGCCUCCUCCGAAAAAGCCUUCCAGCAACCAGAAAGACCCGGUUGGGGUGUAUUGUCGUGUACGGCCCCUGGGUUUGGAGGAUGAGGAGUGCUGCAUCGAGGUUAUAAGCAGCUCCACCAUCCAGCUGCACGCCCCUGAAGGCUUCAAAACAAACCGCAAUGGAGAAUACAAAGAGACUCAGUAUUCCUUCAAAAAAGUAUUUGGAUUGUCAACAACUCAGAUAGAGCUGUUUGAGCAUGUGGCCAAACCUCUUGUUGAUGACCUCAUCCAUGGAAAAAAUGGUCUGCUCUUCACGUACGGGGUCACAGGAAGUGGGAAGACGUUCACUAUGACUGGCUCUCCGGGCCAGGGUGGUCUUCUCCCUCGCUCACUUGACAUGAUCUUCAACAGUAUAGGACCCUACCAGGCCAAAAGAUAUGUCUUCAAGACUGAUGAAAAAAAUGGCUUGGAGGUCCAGAAUGAAGUCGAUGCUUUGUUGGAGCGCCAGAGGCGGGAAAACAACAUGCCUGUUCCUAAAUCAUCUUCUUCCUCCUCCAGACAAAAAGAUCCUGAAAUUGCUGACAUGAUCACGUCAGCGGAGGCUUAUAAAACCGACGCUGUGGAUGAGGACAGCAGCUACACCGUGUUCGUCUCCUACAUAGAAAUCUACAACAACUACAUCUAUGACCUUCUGGAGGAAAAUCAGGAGGAUGCAAUCAAACCAAAGUGGAAUGGUGGAGGCACACCUGUGCGCCUGAACACUGAGUUCAUACCACCUCAGUCUAAAAUCCUCCGAGAGGAUCAGAAUCACAACAUGUACGUGGCUGGUUGCAUGGAGGUGGAAGUGAAGUCUGCUGAGGAGGCGUUUCAAGUAUUCUGGAGAGGUCAGAAGAAGAGGAAGGUGGCGAACACUCGUCUGAACAGAGAAUCCAGCCGCUCCCACAGCGUGCUCAUCGUUAAACUGGCUCAGGCUCCUCUCGAUGCAGACGGCGACAACAUUCUCCAGGAUAAAAACCAGGUGACUGUGAGCCAGCUGUGCCUGGUGGACCUGGCAGGAAGUGAGCGCACCGGCAGGACGGGGGCAGAAGGCACUCGUGUACGGGAAGCAGGUAACAUCAAUCAGUCUCUGCUGAAUCUGCGGAGCUGCAUGGAGGUCCUUCGAGAGAACCAGCUGUACGGCACAAACAGGAUGGUCCCCUACAGAGACUCUAAAGUAACCCAUCUGUUCAAGAACUACUUUGACGGAGAGGGCAAAGUCAGAAUGGUUGUCUGUGUCAACCCCAAAGCUGACGACUACGAGGAAACAUUGCUGGUGAUGCGCUUUGCAGAGAUGACCCAGGAGGUGGAGGUGGCUCGGCCAGUGGACCGACCCAUCUGUGGCUUCACCCCGGGGCGUCGCCAUAGAAACCAGGCCUUCAAGGAGGAACUGUCUCGCAAGCUGGACGAGCGUGGUGGUCCGCUAGGGGGAGACUUGACCUCUGUUAUAAACAACCUGGCACACAGCCUCCCCCCCCUCCCCUCCUGUGAGCUGACCGACCCCCACGAUGACAUCACGCUGCCCCGGCUGAUGGAAGCCCUGCAGAACAGACACAGGGUCAGGCAGAUGAUGAUUGACGAUUACAACGAAGCAGCCAACAGGAUGAAGUCAAUGCUUCAGGAUCUGGACAACAGCCAAAUAUCCAAAGACAAUUUCAUUCAUGAACAAAAUGGCAAACUGGUGGAGUUGGACAGAAUCCUCCAGAACAGCAGGGCAGAGAUCGAGCGCUUGGAGAAGAAAAACAAGAUGCAAGAACACAAGAUUGACAUCCUGCAGAAAACCACUAAAAUCUAUGAGGGUGACAAGCGUUCUCUGCAGACUGAGCUGGAAACCAGAGAGCAGCGGCUGCAGAGGGAGCAGUCGGAGAAGAAACGCAUGGAGCAGCGCCUCAACGGCGUUGUGACGGAUACCCAGUACAAGUGGGAGAAAGAAUGUGACCGACGUGUCAACGCGAUGCAGCUGGAGAUGCAGAACAAGCUCUGGGUGAAAGACGAGAAGCUGAAGCAGCUCAAAGCCAUCGUGACGGACAGCAAGACUUCAGGCCGUCCUGAUCCUCCUCCGCGCCAGACGCAGCCUCAGAGACCCUCCAGAGAGGAACUUCCUCAGAGACCCUCCAGAGAGGACCGCCUUCAGGUUCCCUCCAGAGAGGAACGUUUCCAGAGACCCUCCAGAGAGGAGCGCCUCCCCGCCAAGAGAUCCGCCUCGCCCUCACCUGUCCCUAGCCCUGUAGAGUCUCCCUAUGUCAGGACAGAUCCAGAGCCAGUCAGUGCCACUAGAGUUGAGGAAGUAAAGAUGAACCCCCGGCCCUCCUGCCCCGUCCCGAGCAGCAGCGACUCUCUGUCUGUGGCUAACGGCGUCUCUACAUGGGAGCAGCGGGCGGCCCAGGACAGCAGGCAGGGUUAUCAUUCUCCCAGCAGAGCCCCGUCCCCCGCCGGCCCCCCAGCCAGAAGAGCCCCGUCCCCUGCCUGCCCCCCAUCCAGCCGGGCCCGGAGGAGAGCUCUGUUCCUGCCUAAAGAAGAGGCAGAGGCCCACUCCCCUAAAGAUGAUGUAGACUAUAUUGAGAGAAGCUACAGGACGACCACCCCGGUGCGGGCGCUGCACCGCCGCUCCCGCUCAGCCGGCGGAGAGAAGUGGGUGGACCAUAAGCCCUCCUCCAGCGUCGACCUGGGGACAGUUCUGCAGCCCGUCAUCCCCAACGCCAUCCAGGUGUCCACCCCCAGUGAGAAGGCCCUGUCCAAGUGUGACCGAUACGUGUUGACGCACCAAGAGGUCGCUUCUGACGGAGAGAUACAGACCCAACUUAUUAAGGGGGAGGUUAUUAAGACCCGAGGAGGAGGACAGUCUGUCCAGUUCACGGACAUCGAGACGCUGAGACAGGAGCUCACCACCGUCCCCAGGCUCAAAAGAAAGUCUUCAGAGGGAGCACCUGCCAGCGGAGAGCGAACAGAUGGAUCGUGGACUGAUGUGGAGACGAGGUGUUCUGUGGCUAUGGAGAUGAGGGCUGGAUCCAACAUGGGACCCGGCUACACACAUCAGGGGAUCACCAAGCGCAGAAAACCCUAAAGCAGCUUCCUCCUGAGACCACUCCCCUCACCUGGCUGUUGUGCAAUAGUCUGAACUUUUUAUAUUUAGCUCUAGUGAUGAUAUUUAAACAUUUUCCAUGCUUUAUCUAUAUAUAUAUAUAUAUGGGUCACCAAAGUUGUUUUGUAUAAAUAAUUAUAUGCUGUGUUUUAACCCAUAGAAAAAAUGUUGUGAUUCAGUCGAGGUAGAUAUUAGUAACUGCUGCUGAAAAGAGUGUGUGCACAUUUGUGUGUCACGUGGUGUUACUCGGCACAGGAGGAGUCGUUGUGAAUCUGCCACAAUGAUGAUUUUACUACCUACUCUUUCUGUGGGGAAUUAUAGAGCUUAAAGUAGAGUUUGAUUUAUCCAAUUCUUUUUCAAUUUCUUUCUUUAUGAAACUGAUCUCCUGCUUUCACUGUAAACUUAGGAAUAAAAUUCCUUUGAAGCCGCA
Messenger RNA from Gymnodraco acuticeps, 3665 nucleotides. RefSeq names its product kinesin family member 23 (gene kif23). The record is from RefSeq and is a predicted model, not a curated record. Gene Ontology annotation, cellular component: nucleus; kinesin complex; microtubule. The transcript has 24 exons. Lineage: Eukaryota; Metazoa; Chordata; Actinopteri; Perciformes; Bathydraconidae. Gene Ontology annotation, biological process: microtubule-based movement. Gene Ontology annotation, molecular function: ATP binding; microtubule binding; ATP hydrolysis activity. Bases 104 to 3217 code for a protein of 1037 amino acids.